Fusarium proliferatum ET1 is the source of this 1680-nucleotide messenger RNA. RefSeq lists its product as uncharacterized. Gene Ontology annotation, biological process: protein phosphorylation. The transcript has 3 exons. Bases 1 to 1680 code for a protein of 559 amino acids. Gene Ontology annotation, molecular function: protein kinase activity; ATP binding. NCBI's taxonomy places the organism in Eukaryota, Fungi, Ascomycota, Sordariomycetes, Hypocreales, Nectriaceae. The record is from RefSeq and is a predicted model, not a curated record.
AUGGCUGAAGCCGUGGGAACUGCCCUCGCCGUAGUAGGCGUCCUCGGCCAACUCUUCGACGGCUGCGUCAGAGCCUACAGCCUCUUCACCGCAGCAGCCAACCUUGACACAGAUAGCCAGAGACUUCUAUGUAAAGUACGCAUUGAGGAGAUGCGCCUGGUCGUCUGGGGCCGGGACUGGGGUGUUGCCGAGGGAAGACUUGAAGCUCAUCUUGAGAGCACAAGGAAUCCCCAGCUGAGGAGUUUGGCACUUCAAAUCCUCGAGGAGUUGCAUAGCGCAGUCACAGACUUCAAGAAACUGAAGAACAGAUACGGGCUAGUUGACGAGGGGAGAGCCAGCUUGGAAGUCACUGGAUCGAAGCCAAGAAAGUCGCCUUCACCUUCAAGGAAGAGAUCAAAAGAUGAUGAGAGUCGUGACUUGAAUGGUGUUUCAAGAGUAACAAGUGAAAGGAACUGGGGCAAGGAGAUGGGUUUAAGAGCGAGAUGGGUUAUAGCAGAUAAAGACAAGUUCAUAAACCUGCUAAGGGACCUGCGAGACUUUAACGAUGGCCUCGAACGCCUUUUUCCAACCUCCCAUCUCCCAUCGUUUCAACGGGCUUGGACGAACCAGCUGCUCGAGUCUGCGCAGCGUGAUGUGACCCAGCUUACCCUCCUUGAAAUUGCCUCAGACGGCGUCUACCCCAAGCUCACCACUUCGGCCAACCUCAAGAAGCUCCGAAUCAACCUAGACGCCAAGCCCCAAGCCUCAUUCAAGCCGACGUUCGCUCUCAAGGUUCCCCGUGCUGCACUUGAUCUCAGUGAUGAUGCUGGUGGUGGUGGGAGAAGUACAGGGCGGCAUGGGAGCGCCGGGGAUGUUGUGAUUGAGUGGGUUGACUAUGAUCGCGAUGAUGUAGAUGAGCGUGUAGCUCAUGUGCGUCGUCUCGACGAUCUCGCUCGCAUGAUGCACUCCGCUUCCGACUGCCACCCUGACCUCCAUAGCAUCGACUGCGUAGGCUACGUUGACGAUACUUCACGGUGCAGAUACGGGCUCGUAUACAAAGCGCCCUCGCCGUCCUUCUCAACGCUCCAUGAACUCAUCGCCAGCUCGGAUCUCAAGACUCCUAACCUCGAUGAUCGAGUCCGCUUGGCACAUACGCUCGCUGUCGCCUUGUGGUCUCUGCACUCACUUGACUGGCUUCAUAAAAGCCUUUGCAGCUCAAACAUCCUCUUCUUCCCUUCAGCCUUUUCGGCAUCAGCCCACUCGUCAACUGCUGCUGGGGCACUUGUACCAGAUAUACAGUGCCCUUAUCUGACGGGUUUCGAUGCUUCAAGACCAGACCUUGACACUGCGCUCUCUGUCGCGCCCCGUAAUCCUUCUAUCCUUACGCUACACCGACACCCAGCUUCCUUGCGAGGCUUUCCUCACUGCAAGCCCAUGGAUAUCUAUAGUCUGGGUUUGGUGCUCCUCGAAAUAGGUCUCUGGAAGGUUCUUCAAACAUACCAUAAACCACACUACUCCACGGGUCGAUGGCGCGACAAGGUCCUGCGUGCGGUUCUCGUUCCCGGUCUGGGUAGCAAGGUCGGUAGUCGAUAUCGCGAUGUCGUGGACAAGUGUUUGGCCGUGAGUGAAGAGAUGACAAGUGCUGAGGCUGGCAAGGUGAUAGAAGAUGUUGUCACAGCUCUCGAAGCCAUCCGGACCUGA